AUGGACAUCUUUGUUCUUUCUCGCGAAGACCACUGUCGCUGCACUUUGGAUUCCUGCCCUUCAGUAAUUGCAGAUCGUCGAAUCGCGUCGCUGAAGCCUCACGAAGCUGUGGCGGCGCUGGCAGAGGAGGGACCAACGACGCCAUUCGUCAAUAGGGUGGCAAAAGCGACCGAAGUGGAUCCAGCCUACCGUCGUGCCGGCGUUGCGAAGAUAUUCGUGCAGAAGAUCCUCGAAGGUCAAUCCACGAGAGACCGACCGCACUGGGAUUGGCCGAUCUAUGGCAUCGGCACCGUCAUCCAUGGGAUUAGGGAAAAGAAAGAGCCUCAAGACGAUGAAAUCUUACAAUACCUCUUCGCCUCGUAUCCUGCAAUAAUCGACGUAAUAUCAAGAAGCUUUAUGCGCUUCAUACCGUGGAAUCUCUAUGGAUUGUCUAGGAGAUGCCUUGUAGCGUGGAUGAUAUGUGCUUACGUGGCGGCAAAAGACCCAGAGAUGAAGUGGAAAAUGUAUGACGAGAAGACACUAACACUUGUCAAAUUCUGCUGGGCUGACACCUCUCCCGAUUUCCUGCUGCGUGUUUACCCUGCGAAACUUCUCAUGUACAUGACGGAAGAAAGCACAGAUGGGAAGCCCAACCCCCCGGACCGUCUGGAGAAAUUUGCAAAAGUUCUCGGCUCAAUGCCCGCCUUCACCUCUAGCCUCGCCUUCAUUCUCAAAGGCAAGAAACUCACCGAGCUCAUGCUCUGGCACGAGAUUGCCGUUGUGCGGAGCCUUAUCAGCGAGUGGCACCCAUUUGCAAAGCCGUUUCUGGAAGGGGAUAUACCGAAGCUCGUGAUGGCUGCUAUUCGUCGGUUCAUGAAGACACAUCCUGACGAAGAGUUCGGCGGGCUCCUCGAAGAAGGUGAACUUCUCGCGGUACAGUUUAUUCUGGCCUGUCCACCCAGCGAUACGAUGAAAAACUUCAUCUACUUGUUAAACGAUACCUGUCUAAUCGAAGUCGCCGUCGAAGGUCUCAAGCUCGCCAGCAUACAAUCGCCCCCCGGCUCCCUUCUACCAAAAGGUUCUGGAACCUUCUGUCUAAUUUUCAGUACCAUCUCUCACGCGCUAAGCGUGACUGGAAGCCGCUGCGAAUGCGGUUGCAACUUCCGCUCAUCCCCCGAGUUUACCGAAGCCGCCCGCGCCGCCAUAGAACGCGUCGGCCUUCAGAAGCUCCUAUCACUCUCAUUGGUGAUUAAUAACUGGCAAUACUUUAUGGAAUCCCUCGGUGCUCUGUCCAACGUCCUUGGAGUCUCCGGGACCUCCGUUCGAGAACGCCAUCGUCUCGACAGGAAGUGCUGCAAUGUAGCCUGCCCUGCUAGGACCUCGGGCAAACGCAGCGAGAAGAAGAGUGCAUGUCAGAAGUGCCAGUCUGUCUACUACUGUGACAGGGAGUGUCAGAAGAAGGACUGGAGCAAACACAAGAGCGAAUGCGCGACAUUUGCGCAGGAGAGGGAGUCGAAGGAGAGCGAAUAA
Molecule: messenger RNA, 1509 nt
Organism: Cyclocybe aegerita
Lineage: Eukaryota; Fungi; Basidiomycota; Agaricomycetes; Agaricales; Hemipholiotaceae
Source: the annotation of a GenBank genome assembly